AUGCCAUCAUUACAUAAUGCUUUGCUUAUUUUCCCUACUCCAGCUUGCAAGCUGAAGAAGGAAUAUUUCAAUGCAUUUGAAGAUGCAAAUCAUCUGUCGCCAACGACAGAAGCCUAUGCAGCUUGGUUUGAGAGCUUUUACUUGAACAUCAAUAGUGAAGUGAAAAACAAAGGCCUUACGUUUCUGCCAUCUGUUGCUAAUACCUGA
Messenger RNA from Plasmopara halstedii, 207 nucleotides. RefSeq lists its product as uncharacterized. The transcript has 2 exons. The record is from RefSeq and is a predicted model, not a curated record. Bases 1 to 207 code for a protein of 68 amino acids. Lineage: Eukaryota; Oomycota; Peronosporomycetes; Peronosporales; Peronosporaceae.